ACAAACAAAAAGAAAACUAACAUGUCUUGUGUCUCUCUCAAUCCAAUUAUCUUCCAUUAUUUCCCUCUCAACCAAACUCUUUCUCUCUAGUUCCUAUUCCUCCUUCUCCUUCUCUUCUUCUUUUUCAUACCCAUAUAACAUUUUUAUCACAAGUUAACAAGACAAAACCGUAAUAUUACCUCACUUUAUAAUAUUCAGAUCCUUUCAGCUUUAUUUAGCACCAACCCAUCAUUUCUUUCUAGUUAAUUAACCCAAAUGACUCGCCUUUUUCGAUCCAAAUCAUGCGGGAUAUCAAGUUUCAAUGUCUCUGGCUUCAACACUUUUACACAAGAAAAUGACAACAACGUAGAGAAGGAAGAAGAAGAAGAAUUAGAAAGUGAUGAUGACAAUUAUGAUGAAGAUGAUGAGGAUGAGGAUGAGGAUGAAAUUGAAAAGUACUCAAGCAACAAUGUUUCAAGACAAUUCACAAAAGGAACCAACAACAAUAAUCAAAAUCAGUUUGCAAUAUUGGAUAUUGUUGUGGCUGCACUUAAGAAAUCUUUGGUAACUUGCAGUGUGGACAGGGAAGAUGUUUCUUCCUUGGAUAUAAGUUGGCCAACCGAAGUUAGACACGUGUCACAUGUUACUUUUGAUAGGUUCAAUGGUUUCCUUGGUUUGCCUUCUGAAUUUCAGCCUGAGAUACCCACAAGGGUGCCUAGUGCCAGUGUGAAGGUAUUUGGAGUUUCUGCAAAGUCAAUGCAGUGUUCUUAUGAUGAAAGGGGGAAUAGUGUCCCAACAAUUCUGCUAAGAAUGCAAAAGCAAUUGUAUUCUGUGGGAGGCCUUAAAGCAGAAGGAAUAUUCCGUAUUACUGCCGAGAAUAGCCAAGAAGAGUUCGUUCGAGAUCAGUUAAAUCGAGGUGUCGUGCCGCAUGGAAUUGAUGUUCAUUGUAUAUCUGGCUUGAUGAAGGCUUGGCUUAGAGAGCUUCCAACUGGGGUGCUUGAUUCUCUCAGUCCAGAACAAGUUAUGCACUGCAACACAGAAGAUGAUUGUACUAAACUUGUGAAGUUACUUCCUUCCACAGAAGCUGCUAUUCUUGAUUGGGCAAUCAAUUUGAUGGCUGAUGUUGUCGAACACGAACAGUUCAACAAGAUGAAUGCUCGCAACGUAGCUAUGGUUUUCGCGCCCAACAUGACACAGAUGGCAGACCCUUUGACUGCAUUGAUUCAUGCAGUUCAAGUUAUGAACUUCCUAAAGACAUUGAUUUUGAAGACGCUUCGCGAACGAGACAAAUCGAUUGCUAAUGCAAGAUUUCUCUCACAUAGCAUGGAUUUUCCCUCCUGCAAAGAUAAACCUCCUCCUUUCAACUUUAACAGAGAAGAUUCAUUUGAACAAACAGAAGAUGCUUGCGACAGAAAGGCAUCAUCAACUACAAAACGAAAAUUCUCAAGGACUUCUACCUUAGGAAGAAUAGAAUGGAGUGUAGAGAAACUUCGAGGCUCCGAGGAAAACAGAAAUGGAGAAGGUUUAUUCAAAUCAUUUUCGGGUGAUAGUACAAAUUCUAGAUAUGAGAGUGGUCCGUUAGAAAAUAGUUAUAGUUAUAGACGUAGAUAUGAUAGUGAACAUUGGCUUCGAUUGAGAAACGGGGUGCGCAAGUUAUGUAGGCACCCUGUUUUUCAAUUGAGCAAGCCAUCUAAGAAGAAUGCAAGUCUCGGCAUUGUAAAUACUAGGGAAGAAGGAGGUGGAGAAGCUUGGACUUGAAAAUGCAUGCGCACAAGGUUUUAAAACCUUGUUUGUGCAUGCCUUGUUUUAUGACCUGUGUGACUGUGGUAGAUGUGUGUGGGGGGUGUAUUUAGCAUAAGCAUAGUUUAAGUUGUAACAACUGCUUGGUGUUUUUAGAAGAAUGCAAGUUCAUGAUAUGUUUGAAAACUUUAACAAAGGCUAUUUCAAAUAAUUGUUCGAUAGAAAUCUUAGUUGCUAAGAUUUUACUUAAUCUUAUCAAUAGUUCUAUAA
Molecule: messenger RNA, 1989 nt
Organism: Cicer arietinum (chickpea)
Lineage: Eukaryota; Viridiplantae; Streptophyta; Magnoliopsida; Fabales; Fabaceae
Product: rho GTPase-activating protein 3
Biological process (GO): signal transduction
Molecular function (GO): GTPase activator activity
Source: RefSeq, a predicted model, not a curated record